Molecule: messenger RNA, 3103 nt
Organism: Vicia villosa (hairy vetch)
Lineage: Eukaryota; Viridiplantae; Streptophyta; Magnoliopsida; Fabales; Fabaceae
Exons: 18
Coding region: 31-2073 (680 amino acids)
Cellular component (GO): cytosol; ribonucleoprotein complex
Molecular function (GO): GTP binding; GTPase activity
Source: RefSeq, a predicted model, not a curated record
UUUCCAAUGUUAUUGAGUUAGCAGAGUCACAUGCAUGCACUUCAUGGCCAACCCAAGACCCUAAUGGCGUGUCCUCUUUUUCUUCGUUCUCUCUGGUCUUCCACCAGAAAAUCAUUUGCCACUUCAUCACCCUCUCGUUACUUCUCCCGCGCCGCUACCGCCGCCGCCUCCUCUUCCGAUCCCACCGGAUCCCUCGACCCUGCCCGCCUUCGCAACGUCGCCGUCAUAGCUCAUGUCGACCACGGUAAGACAACUCUCAUGGACCGUCUGCUCCGCCAGUGCGGCGCUGAUAUCCCGCACGAGCGCGCCAUGGACUCCAUUUCUCUCGAACGCGAGCGCGGCAUCACUAUCUCUUCCAAGGUUACUUCUAUUGCAUGGAAAGAAAAUGAACUCAACAUGGUGGAUACUCCUGGACAUGCUGAUUUUGGCGGCGAGGUUGAACGUGUAGUUGGUAUGGUUGAGGGAGCAGUUUUGGUUGUUGAUGCCGGGGAAGGUCCACUAGCUCAAACUAAGUUUGUUCUUGCAAAAGCCUUAAAGUAUGGGUUGCGGCCUAUUCUUCUUUUAAACAAAGUAGACCGGCCUGCUGUUACUGAGGAGAUAUGCAAUGAGGUUGAGAGUCUGGUGUUUGAUCUAUUUGCGAACCUGGGCGCUACAGAGGAGCAACUUGACUUCCCAGUUCUUUAUGCUUCUGCUAAAGAAGGAUGGGCAUCCACCACCUAUACCAAGGAUCCUCCUGCGGAGGCCAAAAAUAUGUCACAGUUGCUUGAUGCCAUCGUAACACAUGUUCCUCCACCAAAUGCAAACAUUAAUGCACCUUUCCAAAUGCUGGUUUCGAUGAUGGAGAAGGACCUUUAUCUUGGGCGGAUUUUAACUGGACGUGUGUAUUCUGGGGUUGUUCGUGUUGGUGACAGGGUUCACGGACUACGUAACAAAGAUUCUGGUGCUGAAAAGUUUGAAGAAGGAAAGGUGGUGAAACUGAUGAAAAAGAAGGGUACAAUCAUGGUUGUAACUGAUUGUGCUGGAGCUGGUGACAUAAUUUCAAUUGCUGGUUUGGCAAGUCCAUCUAUCGGACAUACAGUCACUACUGUGGAGAUUAUGUCUGCAUUGCCCACGGUUGAAUUGGAUCCACCAACAAUUUCUAUGACCUUUGGUGUAAACGACUCCCCAUUAGCUGGUCAUGAUGGUACUCAUUUGACUGGGGGAAAAAUUGGUGAUCGACUAACGGCUGAAGCUGAAACCAACCUUGCCAUAAAUGUGCUUCCAUGCUUGUCAGAAAUGUUUGAAGUUCAAGGAAGAGGAGAACUGCAGCUGGGUAUUUUGAUUGAGAAUAUGAGGCGCGAGGGAUUUGAACUAUCUGUCUCUCCACCUAAAGUCAUGUAUAAAACCGAAAAAGGUCAGAAACUUGAGCCAAUAGAAGAAGUUACAAUUGAGGUAAAUGAUGGGCACGUUGGCUUUGUAAUGGAGACUUUGUCUCAUAGACGAGCUGAGGUUACCGACAUGGGUCCUGUCGCCGGAGCUAUUGGUCGAACUAAAUUGUCCUUGACUUGUCCAUCAAGGGGCUUGGUUGGUUACAGGAGUGUGUUCAGCAGUGAGACAAGUGGAACUGGGUUCAUGCACCGUGCUUUCCUCACAUAUGAAAAAUUUCGAGGCCCUCUUGGUAAUGUGAGGAAAGGAGUAUUGGUGUCAGUGGGUAAAGGUCCAAUCACAUCUCAUGCAUUAAUGAGCUUAGAAGCUCGUGGGACUUUUUUUGUAUCUCCUGGAAUUGAGACAUAUGAUGGUAUGAUUGUUGGAGAACACUCACGGGAUACAGAUCUUGAUGUUAAUCCAAUGGCGACUAAACCACUUACAAAUAUACGCGCUGCUUCCAAGGAUGAGAAUGUGAAGCUGACUCCUCCUCGCCUCAUGACACUUGAAGAAGCCAUAGGAUAUGUAGCUUCAGAUGAGCUUAUCGAGGUAUGUUCCAAUCUAGAAUUUAAAAAAUGCUGUAGAAAGUUUUAUCUGAUUUUUGCAGUGAAAAUAUGUAAGGGUGCUUCUUCCUCAACGCACCUCCAUUCUAUGUCCAGUACCCACUAAAGGUUUAUGACUUACAAAUCCCGAGUCGGUUCUUCAAAUAUCAUGUUGUCCUGUUUAUCCCCUAAUCAUUUUUGCCAUCAAAUAAUCACUCAAUGAUUUAGUGCUCUAAUCCCCCCACAAUUUGAUUUGGAAGGGAAUGAUUGUGAUGGAAAAAUGCUAUCAAUAUUAUCAUAUUAUUUUAAUUGUGACAUUUUUUUACAUGAAGGUUACUCCAAAGACCAUCCGGUUAAGGAAGAAAUACCUUGAUGCUAAGAAGCGUAAAACCAUGAGUAAAAAAAAGGCAAAGGAACACGAGGAGUUUUUCCUCGAUUAAGUUUUUUAACAUUGAUUUAUUCACCCUAUAGUAUAGUACGAGCUAAAGUUUUCAUCUUCAGGUUCUAACUUAAAUUUAAGUACUUCUAACUUAAAUUCAAGCACUACUGUAAUACAGCAGCCCAGAAAGAAAUAUUCUUUGAUAGUGAUAAUAAAGCAACUCAAUUUUGUAUUCGAAGAAAUGAUUAAUGAUUACCUAUUGCCGGUAAUAAUCGCUGGUUAUCAAAGAAGUUAUUUGAUCCCCUCCUUUUGGCGAAUCAAAUGUUACUGCGAUGGAGCUUUCAUUCUGGACAUUGAGCAGGCCGGUGGGGGCAGUAUCUUUAGAAAUCAUAAAGGUGAUUUUCUUUUGGCAUUUGCGGAGAAUUUUUGUGGUGUUUCUUCUCUUCAUGCUGAAUUUGGAGCUGUGAUCAAGGCUAAGGAGCUUAGUAUUGAUAGCGGUUGGUCUAAGCUUUGGAUCGAAACCGACUCUAGUUGAUUGUCAAAGCUUUCAUCAACAUAAGUUAGUCUUUUUAACUUUUAGAAACAAAUGGAGUUUUUGUCUCCUUAAUGAUAGUUACUCUCAUUUUAUCAUCCCUCACAUUUGUAUGGAAGGUAACACUUGUUCUGAUUUUUUGACGAAUUUCGUGCUCAGCACCAGUGCUACUGUCAUUUUUUAUUUUAUUCUUUUGAGAAUUCGGAAUAAUUUUGUAAAGAAUAGGUUAAGAAUACAUUUUUUUUA